Messenger RNA from Corythoichthys intestinalis (scribbled pipefish), 2604 nucleotides. It is a transcript of the gene stk33, whose product is annotated as serine/threonine kinase 33. The record is from RefSeq and is a predicted model, not a curated record. NCBI's taxonomy places the organism in Eukaryota, Metazoa, Chordata, Actinopteri, Syngnathiformes, Syngnathidae. The transcript has 14 exons. Bases 73 to 1404 code for a protein of 443 amino acids. Gene Ontology annotation, biological process: protein phosphorylation. Gene Ontology annotation, molecular function: ATP binding; protein kinase activity.
UUGUCCCUCUUGCCUUUCCGUCGCCACUCACUUUCGCAUUUGAAGUCUUUCAAAGAUGAAAAAUUUCACAAGAUGGCAGAGGCAGCAAUCAGUGGCCUAGGAAAAAGCACAGGGGCCAAGAGCACCUCAGAGAGGGAUGUGCCUCACAUUCGACUGAUCGGCGACGGCGACAUGGAGGACUUCUACAUAUUUGGAAAGAAGUUGGGCCACGGAAGUUACGGGGUGGUGUAUGAAGCCACGCACAUUAGAACGCAGACCCAAUGGGCCAUCAAGACGGUUUGCAAAGCAGAACCGGGGAGUAAUAAAAUCAAGAUGCUGGAGCAAGAAAUUAAAAUACUCAAACAAGUGGAUCACCCACACAUUCUGCGUCUGGAGGAGAUCUACGAAACAGCUCAGAUGACAUAUUUGAUCACUGAGCUGUGCGUUGGAGGUGAAUUGAAGCAGGUGUUAAAGCAGAAACGCUUCUUUCCAGAAGAGGAGGCGAGACACAUCAUCGGAUGCUUAGCAGACGCCAUCACCUACCUUCACAAAAAAAAAAUAAUGCAUCGGGAUUUGAAACUCGAAAAUAUUUUGGUGAAAAAUUCUCUUGAUGACUACAAUGGCAAGCUUGACAUUAAGGUUGCAGACUUUGGUUUAUCAGUGAAGACAUAUGGUGUCGGCAGUGAAAGCAUUCUGUCGGACGUUUGCGGGACUCCAAUCUAUAUGGCUCCUGAAAUGAUGAGCCAACGUGGUUACACACACUGGUGUGAUAUGUGGAGCGUAGGCGUCAUUAUGUAUAUUUUGCUGUGUGGGGAGCCUCCGUUUGUGUCCAAAUCAAAAGAAAACCGACUUAAGGAGAUUAGAACAAUAGGAGUUCAAUUUUCUUCACCCAUCUGGGACACCGUCAGUGAUGCAGCCAAAACGGUAGUGACGUGCCUCCUAAAAGAGAACCCCGCUUACCGCAUGUCAGCUAAUCAGUUACGGGACAACCCGUGGAUUACAGGUGAUACCAGCACGCCUGCAUUGCCUCUCAACGCACUGGAAAUGAUGCACAACUUCCACCGACAGGAGAAAAGUACGCAGGAUUCAGGCUUCCCCGAGGACCCUUCCCAUGUUUCCUGCGAGUAUUUGUCAGCGUCGCCAGAAGUCAAAAGCAACGGCUUGAACCACGACGAGCUCUGCGACUCUUACUGCGCACCGUCCACGUCCAACCAAGCGACUAAAGAUGACAACGACCAACAACAGGACAAAGGCAAAAUCACUUCUGGGGCUCCGGUACAACCCACCACACCACAAACUGGCGUGAAACCGCGCUCACAGCCUCUGAUCCCGCUCAAGUCCCAGCGCAAGACCUCGGUGAAGAAAGCGGCACCAGUCCCCCAUCAAAACGGACAGAGAUCUCCUCCGCCUCCUCUCAAAGUAUGACUGACUGUAAGAGACUGUGAAAACAGGACUAAAGGCGCAGCUGCGCCUGGUGGGACAAAAAAGAAACUUAAAAAAAAAACAUAGAUUUAGUGUUUCCUCUAUUUAAUGAUAAAUGGUUUAAGCAGGGAAGUGGAAAAAAUAGUGCAAUAUGAUAGGAAUGAGUAGGGAUAAACUGGUGGUGGCCGUGCCAAAAAACAGUACUGUGCUCUUAUUGGCCACUUUGUUGGGGUACACCUAUACAAAUUCUCCGUUCUGAGAGCUAUUUAACAAUGUACUGUACAAUGCAGAUGACACAUCUGUCUCAUACUGAGAGCUGUUUCUAAUGUUUUGGUCACAAAAUAAAUACAUUACAGGUGUACCUGUUGCCACACUUGAUAUCUACUAUGUGAAUCCAGAAUGUCUACUCUCCCAUCCUAUUUUUGCCAAAGGGCCUUGUCGGUCUGUGCGGGACAGAGCAGAAUCGACUACGCAAAUGUUGACUUUUCCACCACCAGCCGUUGCCAGGCUGCCCAAACAAUACAGACACUCUUUUAGGUAUUCAAAUACACUUUGCACAUACAGAAAUUAUACAACAACUGUCAGUGGUGGCGUCUAAAAAUACACCUCUAAGUGCGCAAUCUAACUCUUUUACUUGCCAUUGACGGUGAUAGACGUCCAAUUCAUUUCAACAUUGAGGGUUGCCAGUGACUGAUCCCAAAGUUGACAAGACUUCAUAUUCUUUGGAUUAAGUACAGUAGAUGAUAUACCGUGAAAAAACACAUAUCGAUGAAGCUCCCACACUUUUCCAGUUCAUCACUCUAGGAAACGCCCCCAAAUUACAUAAAUCUUAAUGAAAUAAAAAUGUGUCAAGUGAAGUAAAAACAUUUUAAGAGGCUUAUUAUUAAAAAUUGUAUUAUUUUGCUUUAUAACAGGGUUUUUGCAAGUUUUAACCACUGAAUUUUAACACCCACUUAGAACCAAAUUUAAUGCCAAUUCUGGGCCAAAUUUCACAAUCAAGCAAUGAAUCAGGGUUGUAAAUCACCAAUCUAAUGACGAUACAAUAUAGAUUCUUUGGACAACGAUAGAAUAUUUGCCAAUAAUACAGUGCCUGCUGUGGUUCCACUAAUGGCCUUUGAUCGAUCUAAUACGAUGACAUUUUUGACAAAUUUGCUGCCAGUAAAUUUCAUACAGUGCCUUGCAAAAGUAUUCGGCCCCCUUGAA